CACGGUGCAGUUCUGUCAGCACCUGGCCCGUCAUCGUGUUUCCCUUCAAAAACUUUACAGUGAAAUUGUGUAACAUGUGCUAAGUGAACCAAAGAAAGUCAAUUUUGAUUAAGUUCCUCAUCCGCGAGUUAAAAAAAAAAACAAAAAAUGAAGAUCAAACGUGGUGAAUUACCGAAAAAAAUCAACCGAUCAUUGAAACGCAUGGCAAAGUUGAACCUGUUGACGGUGCUGAACGAGAAUGUCGCCAAACCGAUACAAAAGUUCAUCCGUAACGAGCUGGUUGAGGUGCACCGCAACAAGAUCAAGGCCGAGUAUCACUUUUGCUCGAAUUACAGCUCCGCCGGGGGUUCGAAAACGCGUCAGAAACGAAAGACGAAGAGGACGAUCAAGUGCAUUGAGUUCUCCUGUAAGGAAUACAGCCCAGACAAGCCAACGCUUCGCGAUCAGCUGAAGCAGUUGACGAUCAAGCAUAACCCAUCGGAAGAAUUGGUGGGAGAUCUGCUGACGAUCAUGCGGAGGAAUGGGCUAGCGGUGCCGGAAAACACGCAAGACCUGCUGCAGAGCCACGACAGCUUCGACAUUGUUGCGAUGUCCGUCGGACGCUAUCUCAACUUCGGUGUGAAACGUUCAAUCACAAGCUAUCUGCAAAAGUUUGUAGAUGAAACCAAUCACUGGUUCAUGAAGAUGCUGUUCAUGGACUUGGCCUUCUACGUCGUAAAAUCGGAAAAGGUUGAAGGCAUCCAGCUGCCACAGUACAUGAUCAUCUUGGGUAAACUCUCUAUCCAGCUAGAUGAACCGUUCGUCAUUGGAAUCUAUCAGGGAGCCUUUCCAACGCCAACGAUUGCGAACGAAAUUCUGCGUCCGCUGGUCGACGAACUUAAAACGUUCGAAAACAGUCGCUUUGAGCUGGACGGUCGAACGUAUGCACUCACCGUUCGAGCAGUUCUGUGUGAUCCAAUUGCCAAUAGUUUAGUGACCUGCACGUCAUUGCCGAACUCCCAGUUUGGCUGUAGUAAAUGCAACCAGAAAGGCCAGCUGCAGUUCAACGAGGGCAUCACCAGCUUUCCACCAAACGCAAAUCUCGCCACUAUGCGAACUGAUGACGAUUUCGUGUAUUGUCUUCAAAAUGGGCAUCAUGUGGGUGUACCCAUCCUACGUGAGCUUAACCUAGAACUGAAAUCACAGUUUGUGAUCGACUACAAGUACGUCGUCUGCGAAGGAGUCAUGAAGCGUCUUAUGAACCUCUGGCUAACAGGGAAACUAGACUAUCGACUGAACAAACAAUCUGUACGUCGCAUAUCCGCUGAGCUGCUGUUGAUGGGAAGAAGUUGUCCUCGCGAGUUUCGACAAAAACCGAAAGGCCUAGAGGAGCUCAAAGAUUGGGAUGCGUACGAUUGGCGACAGUUUCUGCUGUACUAUUCACCGAUUGUACUGAAAAACUAUUUACCACAAAAGUACUACAUCCAUUUUCUCUAUCUGCAUCUGGCUAUUCGAAUACUGAUCAGCUCGGAGCUGUUCGUGGAGUGCACGACGUACGUAGCAGGUCAGCUGCUUAACACUUUUGUCGCUGAUUAUUCCGUCCUGUACGGAUCGCACCUGAUCGAUUACAACGUUCACAACUUGUUGCACUUCGAAGAGGUUAAUAUGCGAGCGGGACCAAUGUGCCGUAUGAAUGGAUACAUGUACGACCGCCAGAUGGAUGCCAUCCUGAAGACGGUCAGUGGCAAUUCGAACAUUCGUCUGGAGGAGCUCGGAACCAUAGUAGAGGACAACACCCGUGUGAUUGUGGAAAACCGACUCAACGAAUACCGCCAACGGUAUCCCCGCCUGGAGCAAUCCAACGAAGGGCCCGUCCUACUGAUGAACGCAGACAUCACUCUGACGACUUGUGAGCCGGAUAACUACAUUAUCACGAAGGAAGGUGUGCUAAUGAUCGAGCAUAUCUAUCGGAAUGAACAGAACUCGGUGGAGGAAAUCAUGAUAGCCGGGCGGCAGUUUAGUGAUGUGACUGUCCUCUAUCAGGCACCGGUUACGGAGCAGAAGCUGCUGCUUGUGGCCGGCUUGUCAUCGGUUCGUGCCCUGCCAGCGAGCGAGGUACAGAUGAAGGGUGUUAAAGUGGACACUUCCCGAGGAAUAUGCAUACUGCCGCUGGUAGUGUAGGACGAUGUCGGCUGGGGACUCUCUGGCAGAUGUCCGAUGUCACAGUUUUGUACAAUUGCUUUACCAUAAUUUAUUACAAUCCUUUCGUUAUGAAAAAAGAAGAAAAUCGGAGAUGUUUGAGAAAGUCGUUUUUGCGUAAUUUACGAUUCUUUUUACCAAAUAUGAUUCGGCAUAUUCUUCUCUCCUGA
Messenger RNA from Wyeomyia smithii (pitcher-plant mosquito), 2348 nucleotides. RefSeq lists its product as uncharacterized. The record is from RefSeq and is a predicted model, not a curated record. Lineage: Eukaryota; Metazoa; Arthropoda; Insecta; Diptera; Culicidae. The transcript has 2 exons. Bases 148 to 2160 code for a protein of 670 amino acids.